This is a messenger RNA of Mustela erminea (ermine), 1168 nucleotides long. RefSeq names its product mitochondrial ornithine transporter 1-like. Gene Ontology annotation, molecular function: L-ornithine transmembrane transporter activity. Gene Ontology annotation, biological process: mitochondrial L-ornithine transmembrane transport. The record is from RefSeq and is a predicted model, not a curated record. NCBI's taxonomy places the organism in Eukaryota, Metazoa, Chordata, Mammalia, Carnivora, Mustelidae.
CCUGAGGGGCUCGACCCAACCGUGGGAUCAGGACCUGAGCUAUCCAUGUGCCUGACGGGGCACCUCUUUGACACCUUGAAAGUGAAGAUGCAGACGUUCCCUGACCUGUACCGGGGCCUCACCGACUGCUGCCUGAAGACUUACUCCCAGGUGGGCUUCCGCGGCUUCUACAAGGGGACCAGCCCAGCGCUGAUCGCCAACAUCGCCGAGAACUCGGUCCUCUUCAUGUGCUACGGCUUCUGCCAACAGGUGGUGCGGAAGGUGGUUGGAUUGGAGAAGCAGGCCAGGCUGAGUGAUCUGCAGAACGCAGCCGCGGGUUCCUUCGCCUCUGCCUUUGCGGCCCUGGUGCUCUGUCCCACUGAGCUCGUCAAGUGCCGGCUGCAGACCAUGUAUGAGAUGGAGUCGUCAGGGAAGAUCGCCAGAAGCCACAACACAGUCUGGUCCGUGGUGAAGAGCGUCCUCAGGAAGGAUGGCCCCCUGGGCUUCUACCACGGCCUCUCCAGCACCUUACUCCGAGAGGUGCCCGGCUAUUUCCUCUUCUUUGAUUCAGGGAGAUCGAAGGAUGAGCUAGGCCCUGUCCCUUUGAUGUUAAGCGGUGGAGUUGGUGGGAUCUGCCUCUGGCUUGCUGUAUGCCCAGUGGAUUGCGUCAAAUCCAGAAUUCAAGUUCUUUCCAUGUCUGGAAAACAGGCAGGAUUUAUCGGAACCUUUAUAAGCAUUGUGAAAAAUGAAGGAAUAACGGCCUUAUAUUCUGGACUGAAACCCACAAUGAUCCGAGCGUUCCCUGCCAAUGGGGCGCUCUUUCUGGCCUACGAAUACAGCAGGAAGCUGAUGAUGAGCCAGUUCGAAGCCUACUGAAGUGUCCUGGCGAAACGAGGUCCAAGUCUAGGCACGUGACCACGACAGUUCAUCUCAGGGUUUCACGGAGUACAAGACCAAUGGGGAAUUAUUUUGGUUUCAUAGGCGUUCUGUUUUUUUGGUCUUCCCUUAUACUCUAAAUCUUAAACUUUGUGAAAAGGGCCUCCAUUUUAUCCUAUUAAUUUCUGCCCAUAAUCGUACUGAAAUUGAACUCAGUUGCUGCUCUUGUCCUUGGUGGGACAUUUAGGGUGAGCCGCCGGCCUUGCACAGGAUCUGAAAGGCUAAAUAUAGUUCUUUCGGGAUUUUGCAUAAA